AGACAGUUCUGUCCCCAACAUGGAGACAGCAAGAGACACUUCUGUCCCCAACAUGGAGACAACAAGAGACACUUCUGUCCCCAACAUGAAGACCACAGAAGUCGGCCUCAAUCAGCAGUGCUGCAGCUGUGACACCUCCUCUUCCAGAUGUUGGUGUGUGGACUGUGGUGAGGCUCUGUGUGACGACUGUGUGUCGGCUCAUCGUAGAGUCACAUUAACCAGAUCACACCGGAUCCUCAACCAGCCGCCAGGAAACGUCUCGACUCCUCCUACCAAGUUCUGCAGACUCCACCCGUCUGAGCCGCUCAAACUUUUCUGCCGCACAUGUUUCCAGUACACCUGUCGAGACUGUCAGCUGAUUGGUCACAUGAACCACAGGUAUCUGUUCGUCAGUGACACUCUGAACCAGACCAGGAAGCAGCUGGUGACCUGGACUCAGCCAAUCAGAGCGCAGAGAGACACAGCGAGUCGGAGUCUGAAGGACAUGCAGACCAGGCUGCAGCACAUCAAGGAAGGUGAAUCUCAGCUGGAGGCGGAGCUGAAGAGGUCGUUCGACAUCUGUGCUCAGCUCCUAAAGAGGAGGAUGGACAACCUGAUGGAGGAGGUCAAGAGGGAGUUGAAGAGUGAGAGUGAGUUGAUUCAGAAGAAGAUGGAGAAACUGAAGCAGCUGCAGAAGAAACAGAUUCUGGUGACUGAGAGUUCAGAUCGAGCUCAGAAGGUCCAGGACCUGCAGAGCCUGUUCAGGUGCUGCACUCAGGUGAAGUGUCAGCUGAAGGAUCUCCAGGAUCAGGACCUGUCUCCUCCUGAGACCAUGCAGCUGCUGCAGGUCACCGUCCACCGCCAGUCGCUUGAAACGCUUUUAAAGUUUGGUAAACUUGAAGUGGAGAAGAUUCCCUUCUCCAUCCCACAAACUCCUCCCACCUCAACCCCAUCUCCCCAAACCACUCCCACCAGUGUCACUGCCCCCCCCGUUCCAGUCAGCGGUCCUCCUCUAUUGUUACAGUUGUUGUCCACUCAGUUGAGUCUGCUUCCCUCCUCCGGACCAAACCUCAGCCAGCCCCCCCCUCCUGUGACAACAAGCUUUGCAGUUACUUACCCUAAGCAUGUCCCACCUCCGUCCCCCUCAGCUCUGGAGUCAGGGUCUCCUUCGCAGAGAAACCCAAAACCAAUGAUGCUGUUGAAUCCAGUUUCUUCUGUAGUCAGUCUGAAGCAAAUCACAUCCAAUUCUAUCCAGUCGACAGAUCCAUCUUCGUGCUGCACAGUCCUCAAACCAUCUCUGCUUCUGAAACCAACAAGUGUUUCUGAUCCGUGCCGGCCUUCCACCGCUCUGCUCUCCGUCCGGCGCCACAGUGUCUCCGAGGGCAUGCCUCAGUUUCCCUUGAUGCUCAGUCAGAGUAAGGCCAGCACCUUACCUGCAGAGAACUUACCAACAAACACAUUGAUAGGAAACAAUUUGCCAAAACAACAGAAUCACUUGGGCCUUGAAAGACACUCUGCUUUGCUUCUGGGCAGGAAGUCGGUCCAGGCAGAGAGACGUCCUGUGUGCUCUACAGGAAACUCUCAAUCUGUUGGACAGGAACACAAAGAGCUGCCGAAGCACCACAAUCUGACAGAGAGAAGCUCUCUGGCCCAACUAACUCUGGUGUGUGACACGUCCAGUAAAAGGUAUGAGGAACCUGUUUCCUCCUCUGUGAAACACCGGCAGAUUCCGGUGGUGAAGGCAGUGGCAGACUCUGCCUGUGAUCACACAGUGCAACAGAUGUCCACAAGGCAGGAAGAGCCGCCAGGAAACAAACCCACCUCUACCGUGUCGGAAGAAACCGAACCUGCCGAGAGCAAACCCACCUCCACCCUGUGUGAAGAACCUGAAGCUGCAGAAAACAACCCGACAUCCACCGUAUCUGAGGAAACUGAACUCGUGGAGAAGACAUCCACCUUCAACAGUCCAACCUUCAUCGUAUCUGAGGAAACAGAACCUGCAAAGAACAGACCAAGAUUUAACAAACCAACAUUCAUUGAUUCUGAAAGAACAGAAUCUACAGGGAAACGGCCUCAACCAACAGACAGAACUGCUGAAGAUCUGAGCUCUGUGAUCGGACUGCAUGACGUCUGUCUGAGCAGAUGUCAGCCCAGAGUGUCCCUCUUCAGACUGCCAGUGUCCCUGCUCCGGAUCGCAUAUCCAAAGCUAAGCUCCAGUAAAUUGUCUCCACCUGAAGCAACAGAUGCUGACGAUGAGAUUCACGUGGAAGAGCUGGAUGAGGACUGUCAGUCCCACAUCAGUGAAUCCUCGGAUGACUUUGGGGAUUUCACAGAACCUCUUUCGUCUCCUGAGUCUCCUGUGACACUAGAGAUAGUUCACUGCUCAGCAUGUGGAUCUGAUAACAGUUCAAUAAUCUGCUCAUCCUGCGGUCGAGGAUAUCACAGAGACUGUCACGUUCCCCCUGUUGGACCUGACAUGUGGACUGAGUGGAACUGUUCACUAUGUCAGGACCUGUCGGACCCUUCAGACCCCAACAGCUCCAAGAGACCAAAGAGUCCCCAGGGUCCCGGUCUCAGUCCCUUGGACCAGAGGAGGUGUGAAAGUCUGCUGCUGCACCUGAAGGUGGAAGGCUGCAGUCGACUCUCUAAGGUCGGUUGUGUUUGGUUUGGUCUGAUGUUGAUGUCAGAGCGUCUCUCUCUCCAUCGUCCUCCUGCUUAUCAAACUCCGGGGGAAUUCGUCAGUGACGUCUGGAGUCUCUUCAAACAGACCACGUCCUCACAGGAUGACCUGAUGAAUCUACGUCAGAGUUUUCGGAAUAAAUUGAUGGAAACUUUCAAUUCAGAGCUUGGUCCAACAAACAGAAAGAAGCUGGAUUCAAACCCACGUGGUCCAGAGAGUGGCUCCACCAGUGAGUCACUGCUGAAGAAGACGAGGAAGAGGCUGAGGGAGUUUCUGGACAUGAGGGGACAACCAGGACCCAAGAGGACGAAGACGGACAAGACGGAUGUUUAACCCAGAAGAAGUCUGAUAUUGAUUCUGAUUCUGAUAACACAGAUGAACUUGAAGUGUUAAAACUAUUUCUUCUUCCUGCCAUGAAGCUGCAGACUCUGAGUUGUAAGAGUUAAUUUAUUAAUUAUUGAUUUCAUAUUGAGCAUUAUUGAUACUUUUGAUCUUAGGAGAUGGUUUCAUUAUGUUUGUUACUUCAGUGUGAAGGUUUUCGGACUAGCUCUAACAAAGAUUGUAACUGAACUGAUGCAUCACUUUAUAACCUGUAAUCUGUUAUAAUUAUAAUCUGUUAUGUGUGAAUGUGUUUGUAUAGAAAUGAUCAGAUGACUGUUCAAGCUGUUUUUUCACUGUGAUGCAACAAUCAAUCACCAAUCAUCAAUAUUUCAGUCAGUUGAUCUUCCUGAAUGUUUUGAAGCUUUGAUCAUAUUAAACUGAACAGAUCAAUAACUUCCUCUUCUGAUGAUUCAGGUUUGACCAGUUGAUCCACGGAGAAACAGAUUAGAACAAAUAAGCUGAACUGUCGUCACAUGAUAAGUUAUUUUCUUUGACCUCAGUUCAGAACGAACGUCUCCACUUCAGUUACUAGAAAGUAGGAAAGUAAGAGGAACUGAAGUAAUCGGCUGAGUUUUAAAUCAAAGUCAUGUUACGAUGAAGUUAUUGAUAUGAAAAACAAUGGAUUGAUCAGGAAAAGAAUCAAAAACCGAACUUGUUAUCUGACAAUUAUCAAUAUAUUCAGUCUAUUUCUGUUAAAACAGACUUUUAUCAAACACAUUGAAUUCGA
Messenger RNA from Limanda limanda (common dab), 3767 nucleotides. It is a transcript of the gene trim33l, whose product is annotated as tripartite motif containing 33, like. The coding region runs from base 20 to 2992 and encodes 990 amino acids. The transcript has 13 exons. NCBI's taxonomy places the organism in Eukaryota, Metazoa, Chordata, Actinopteri, Pleuronectiformes, Pleuronectidae. Gene Ontology annotation, molecular function: zinc ion binding. The record is from RefSeq and is a predicted model, not a curated record.